AUGGAUGUGAUUGAUGAAUUCAUUACUAAGUUCCAACACGAGCGACACCAAUGGGAGCUGCUAAAAGAUCAUGCGAUAGAGAUCUGCAACAAUACAUUGAGAGACAUCAAUACUAUAGGCAUUGUCACCGGCCGUGUCAAGAGAGCAGAGUCACUGAGAAAAAAGCUCAAUACGAAGAACGAGAGCAAGACAUAUCCUGACGAGGAUUCAGUUCUGAAAGAUCAACUUGACUUUGUGGGACUGAGGAUUGCACUCUACUUCCCUUCACAGAAGCAACAUGUCUUUACACAAUUACAAGAGGUGUUUCGAUACGAAGCGCUGAGACCAUUUGACCGAGACUGGAAGCCACGUGAGCCCGGUAUCUAUCAGAACCUUUUUGGUCAAUAUGUUGCAGACCAUCUUUGGGUUUCUCUCCGUGCUGAAGAUCAAGGAUUGGCUGGUCCGCACGCGAAGCAGCCGUUUGAGAUUCAGCUCCGGUCAGUGCUGAUGGAUGCAUGGGCUGGCAUCAGUCAUGAUCUACAGUACAAAGCUCUUUCUGGCCAUUUGACUGGCACCGAGCUUAAGCUUCUUGAUGCUCUCAAGGGCCAUGUUGAAGUUGGCGAGCUGAUGCUCGAGCAGCUGUAUCAAGUCCACCGAAAACGCAUCGAGACAGAGAAGGAGCCUAUCCCGAGUGUGCAGGACUUGCGGUAUAUUAUUCUUGAUUUCAUUCCCGGAGUUCAAGUAUCUGAGAUAAAUCUUGGGGAUCUCGAUGCCUUAUUUCUGGUUCUCCAAGCUUUCCAAUGCGCCAACCCUCACACUGUCCGGGUUCUGCUACAUGAAUACACCAAGGCAAACUUGCGACUUCAGCUGGACGUGUUUGAGCAAACGUUUGACCCUUUACCGGCGACAGUUAGUUUCUUCCUCCUAGAGAAGCUAUUGCCGCAUGUCAAGGAUCACGGCCAGAGUUUUCGUCAGGUUGCCGAAGUAAUCAGGGCCCGUCAGCAACGUCCAUUACACGAUAGUCGAUAUUGGCAAUCGUUAUUGUGGCUAUCGUGCCAGAUCCUGGAUCGGGCUAAGUCUCAGAAUGUUUUCCCAAGCGGUGCUCGAGUACGAAAAUACGCAUAUAUCUGGUGUACGGAGCACCAUCACCGUCCCCCGCUGUCUCUCACCCGCAGUGACGAUAAUCUGAUACAGUGCUUGGCUUCUGGUCAUGAACAUUCGGCUCGUGGGCUUGAGUUUCUGGCAGAGCUCUCAUUCCUAGGACUGGGACCGACUGUCCCCGAGUAUAUGGAGGUGCAUGAUGCUGGUCAUGAGGAUAAUCGCUUCAACGUAAUAGCAAAGACUCUGCUGCUUAUAUACGACAGUCACCCCAACGAGUGGAAAGAAGCUAUUUCCGACUACGGCAGAUCACUUUCUGAGGUUGAUGCAACAACUAACCGCUUCCUUCACUUGGUCGAUGUGGCUACUUGGUUGAUGAGCAUACGGGCUAGAGAGCCUCUUGUUCGCUUGCUGGAUAUUUGGCCUCUAGGUGAUGAUACAAAUGUCUGGGAGAGCUUGGACUUUCAAGAUGGUUUAGAGACAACAAAAGAAGUGCCCAGUGGUUUAUUGUUGCAGAUAUUGAAAGGCGAAAAACAUGGGUAUCAUAUGUUCAAGGAUGGAAAAUCAAACGGAUAA
This is a messenger RNA of Fusarium pseudograminearum CS3096, 1653 nucleotides long. RefSeq lists its product as uncharacterized. The record is from RefSeq and is a predicted model, not a curated record. Gene Ontology annotation, biological process: guanosine tetraphosphate metabolic process. The transcript has a single exon. Bases 1 to 1653 code for a protein of 550 amino acids. Lineage: Eukaryota; Fungi; Ascomycota; Sordariomycetes; Hypocreales; Nectriaceae.